This is a messenger RNA of Brettanomyces nanus, 3918 nucleotides long. RefSeq lists its product as uncharacterized. Gene Ontology annotation, molecular function: GTP binding. The transcript has 2 exons. The record is from RefSeq and is a predicted model, not a curated record. NCBI's taxonomy places the organism in Eukaryota, Fungi, Ascomycota, Pichiomycetes, Pichiales, Pichiaceae. Bases 1 to 3918 code for a protein of 1305 amino acids. Gene Ontology annotation, cellular component: cellular bud neck contractile ring. Gene Ontology annotation, biological process: protein localization to bud neck; axial cellular bud site selection.
AUGUCUAUGCUCAAAGAGAUUCGUUCUCAAAGUCCUCAAGUGAUUAGGACAGAUGCCAGGAACGUAUCGAUCGAUUCCAACAACACGUCCAUUGAUGCUGACAAUACAUUCAUGUCUCAACAGUCGCAUCAGUCCGCCAAAUACAGCUUGGAUCUUCCUAAUUUAUCCACUACCUCUUCUACAGAGCCUUUACAAGUGCCUAUCAUUCCUUCACCGAACGGCAAGAAGUCUCUUGAUGACUCCAAUGCUUUCCUGGUUCGACAGAAUCGUCAUAUCUCUGGACCACGCAAUUAUUCAAUACAUCGAAAACGGGUGGCUUUUGAUUCUGAGCCUUCGAAAAUUCAUACAUACCAUCAGCAACCUGUCAAUGGUGACACGACGAUUCAACAUGCCGAUGUCAGGUGGAACACGGUUCCAGUGAUUCGGAGUGCUAACUCGCAAAUUGUGAAGCAGAUUCCUCAGACUCAUAAACCUUUACCUUCAAUUAAACCCUCAGAGUCCAAUUACUCCAUCAAAUCCAUGCCUAACAUGGAAGCCGGUCUAAUUGCCAAUCCACUGUUCUCCACAGGAGAUAGCAUAAAGAAGAGAAAGAAGAAGAAAAAGACUGUAUUCAAUCACAUCACGUCAGAAAAUUGUCCCAACCUAGCCUAUGAUCAUAUUGAGUACAUGGAGCAGGUCAAAAGAGGUGAGUUGAAAGAGUCUCAAGACGUCAGAGAGAACAAACAGUAUCGUGCAAGGGUUAAAGAAAGCAUUUUACCCGGUUCUCGUUUUGGGAGACCCUCUGAGCGUACGGUAGAUGAUGCCAUUAAUGAUUUGGGUGAUUUGUAUGAGACCAACAUUCGUAAUACUGAUGGUAAUACGUUGAACUUGAGGCGUAUCGCUUCUGUUAAAUCCACUAAAAGUAUCAGCGCUGCAGAUAGAAAGUUGAAGACGACCAUUGUGAACAGAAGGAUGCGAAGUUUAGAUCUAAGGGAAGGUAUUCAGGGAUUUACCGAUGAUGAUGUUAGGGAAAUCAUUGCCAAACAAUCAAAGGACAACGACAUCGCUGAUAGUAACAUCAAUACUCAUUCUACGGCUCCCCGGUUGAGCAACGUGGUGGGUAAUUUCACGAAAUCAUUUCCUGGAGAGAACAAGCCCGAGAACACCGAUGCUGAAAGGUCCCAUAUGACAAAACGGGAGCGUAGAAGCAUCUCUGCUCGUAGUACCUCAACUAUUAUGACUAAUGAGUCUGACUUCGUCUCUGCCACAGAGGGAGAGAGCGAGGAUGAUGAUAAUAUUCAUGAAUUCAGUUCAGAAAACUCGAGUGAGAAGAUAGCCGAUUCAGUUGAUGAUAUCGAAGAUGACACUGAAAGAGAUGAUACUGUGAAUGAGGAGGUGGAGGAAGAGCCCGACAAUGCUACUGUACACGAGAAAGUGAUAGUUGUCGAUGCUCCAGUGAUCUUGAGCAAAGCUUCUGUGAUCGCUACACCAGCACAUGACUCUGCCACCUCUUCUCGUAAUGUCUCCUCGUCCACUAAUUCAUCAUUUGCCCCAGAUAAGUUUGUUCUUGAAGUGCCUCAGUUCGAUCAGGAAGAGCCCGUAAGUGACCUUCAGUCCUUCAAAUAUGAUCCUAACUUUCCUAUGUUGACCUCUGAUGUCGAGGUCAUCUCCAAGCUUCGCUUGAAAAAAACACGGGAUCGGAGAAAUGGUUCCGAGCUGUCACGAAGAGGAGAUGUUUUAGAUAUCUGGUCAAGACAAGAUUCCUUCCGUAGGGUUAGCAGUCACUCUGAUGACUUUGAGCCAAUUUCUCCGCCUUCAGAGUCUCGGUUUAUUGUCCAUACCAAGUCUCCAAAGGUUGUUCAAGUGGUUCCAUCCCAGCGUCUAUCAUGGUCUGGAGUUGACUCUGCAGUCUAUGGACCAAAGACAUGGGCUGAGAGAAGAAAGGACGUCAAGGAUGAAGAGGAGCAUGAGGUUGUAACUGAAGAAGAGGUUGAUGAGAAUAAACCAGCUGCUGAACCUGAACCAGCGGCUGAACCUGAACCUGAACCUGAACCAGCGGCUGUCGAAGAGACUACGGAAAGAGAUUCACCACCUCCAGUGGAAGAUUCGAUCGAUAUGGAAACCUACCUAGAUCAUCAUAUUUCAAUUGAUGACGAUUCGUUCCUGAAAGACGCUUUUUUUUGGAAUCCGGAUGCUGAUGAUAGGGUGGCCUCUGAGGAUAAGCAUAGAGAGUCGGAUCAGACAGAUAGGGAGGUAUCCAAGCUAUGGAGAGACGGUACACUUUCUAAGAAAACGAAGGUCAUGUCACAUUCGGCAAGUAACAGUGUUAAUUUUGCGCACCUCUCUGUUGAUGAGAUGGAGAAGUUCAUGAUUCGAAAGAGACUUGCUAGUGAAGACUUUGAGAUCAAAACUGUCAAUGCCACGGCUGAAAUUGGAAGUUAUGUUCCUCUUCAGUGUGAACAAAGGGGUCAGAUGAUUGAUCCGCAUUUUACUCAAGACGAGGCUUCCGUGAUGGUUUCUGAUUUGGCCAUCCCGGGGGGAAUAAACGAUGGUAGUUCUUUAUCUGAAUUUGAGACGUCUCCAGAAGCUAAAGAGAAUAUGGAUCUGUUUGCCGAUGAUAUCAACCCUGACACUUUCAAAGGAAAGCUUAUGCCGGUUAGAAAAGGCGAUCCUGUGCUAUUAAAAGAGGUUGAAAUGAAGCCACAAACUAGUACUUUAGGAUCCAGUGACUCUCAGGCUCUGUUUGAAGGUGCCACCAUCUCUGAUCAGAGAAACGAGAUUAUAAAGGUGGAAUCGGAGCCUGAGCAAGCACCAAAACAGGAUGAACACAAGACUGAGGGAGUAAAUGCUUCUUCUGAGUUGAUUGAUGGAGAACAAGGUCGUAUGUUUAUCCGUAUUUUCAACAUGCAUAGCUUGAAUUUCCCUGAUAUCUCACGAAGACAAGCGAAAUUUCAGCUUGUUAUUGAUAACGGAUUGCACGUUCUGACGACGCAUUACUUUGACAUAGGAGACCAAGCAAGCAUUCCGAUUGACAAGGAGUUCGAGUUUAUCGUGGCAAAGCAGUUAGAUAUCAUUAUAACUCUAAAGCUGCGUUACCAGAAGCUGAACGACACACUUGUAGAGGUGAAAGAGAGAAAGAUGGUCAAAUCCAAGAAUUUCUUUGCCAGGUUGUUUGGUAUGAAGAGUAUUGUGACAACCACGAAGUACGUGAAUCAUCCUGCGAAGUUCGAUCCGUUGGGCAAAAUUGUGGCCACGGAUGGUUCUUUCUCGAAGAUAAGGAUCAAUUUCGAUGAUUACAAGAGUCAGAUAGUCUGUCGUCCUCUCAAUUUCAAUCUGAAUGGGUUUAAUGAGUGGAAUAUGAAGAAAAGUGGUAAGGGUGACUCUAUGAAGCCUCAACCAUUCCGUAUUUGCUCUCUUGGAGUUCAAAUGCUCUUCAUUCCAAGGAGAUCUCAGUAUGAGGUACUCCCAGUUAGUAUUAAGAAUGCUGUAUCGCAGGUUAGAGAAGUUAACAAGGUGAUGGAAUAUGAACAUAAGGGAUAUAUGUUCCAGGAAGGAGGAGACCUUGAUAUUUGGACGAGGCGAUUCUUCAAGUUGAAGGGCUACGAGUUGUUCGCUUACAAUGAUGACACGAUGAAGUUGAAGGCCAAGAUCAACCUUAAAAGGGUAGUUGAGAUUAUUUACCCUGAGAAGCAAUCGGCUAUUUAUCCCCCAGAGGAAGAAGGUUUGGAUAACAGAGUCAUUAGCGAAACAUUAAUUCUCAAUGACGGCUAUAAGCUACGGUUCUCCAAUGAAGAGACUAUCGAUUUCGGCUGUGAUUCCAGAGAAGACAGAGACGAGUGGAUCCAACUACUCGAAGAGGUUAUUCUUAAGAACAACUUUCGCAGACAGCCGUGGGUUAAAGAGAUGUCAAGAGUAAUCAAGAAGUCCAUAGAGAUCUGA